CGUCUAUUUCCGCCAUCGCGUCGUCUUGCCUCCAUUUUAUUCUUGUGUAUGUGUGCGUGCGCAGUGUCAGUUUGAACUGGAAAGAAAAACAGCACCGAAAGCGGACGCACUGAGAUAUUUCUACAGAAAUGGACGGCAUCAGUGAUGUUGCAGUUGGAGUGAAGAGGGGAUCAGACGAGCUGAGUAUGUACAACAGUCCCAAUUCUGGCGUGAGCAGUGUCAGUGAUGGGGCUUCCAACGGCAGUGACAGUAAGAAGCUGCGUGUGGAGGAGGCCCCGCCCUCACGCGUCCUCCACAUCAGGAAACUGCCCAACGAGGCAUCAGAGACCGAAGUCAUUGCCCUGGGCUUGCCUUUCGGCAAAGUCACUAAUAUCCUCACACUCAAGGGAAAGAACCAGGCUUUCUUGGAGAUGGGGACGGAGGAGGCGGCCAUCACUAUGAUCAACUACUACACCACGGUUACGCCUCACAUCCGCAACAUCCCUGUGUUUGUUCAGUACUCCAAUCACAAAGAACUCAAAACCGACGCCGGCAAUCAGCGGACCCAAGCGGUGCUUCAGGCGGUGUCAGCGGUCCAGUCGGGCGGCUCGCCCAGCUCUGACGUCCAGGAGGCUCUAGCCGCAGCCUCAAGCCCCGUCCUGCGGAUCAUCAUCGAUAACAUGUUUUACCCCGUGACGCUGGAUGUACUGCAACAGAUUUUCUCCAAAUUUGGCACGGUUAUGAAGAUCAUCACAUUCACUAAGAACAAUCAGUUCCAGGCCCUUCUGCAGUUCAGCGAUCCAAUCAAUGCGCAGCAGGCCAAACUGGCUCUGGAUGGCCAGAACAUUUACAACUCAUGCUGCACGCUACGCAUCGACUUUUCCAAGCUGGUCAACCUGAAUGUCAAGUACAACAACGACAAGAGUCGAGACUACACGCGGCCCGAGCUGCCCGCCGGCGACGGCCAGCCCAGCCUUGAGUCGUCGGUGGCCGCCGCCUUCAGCAAAGACUCCAACUCCCUCCUGGGUAAGAUCCCAGGAGCCCUGAACCCUCUGAGUGCGGCGGCGGCAGCUGCUGCUGCUGCAGGCAGGGUGGCGCUCGCUGGACAGGCGGGGUCCAGCGGUGUCCUGCUGGUCAGCAACCUCAAUGAGGAGAUGGUUGCGCCCCAAAGUCUGUUUACCCUCUUCGGGGUGUAUGGCGAUGUCCAGAGGGUGAAAAUUCUUUACAAUAAGAAGGACAGCGCUCUUAUUCAGAUGUCCGACGCCAACCAGGCUCAGCUAGCCAUGAGCCACUUGAAUGGCCAAAAGAUGUACGGGAAGAUCAUCCGGGUGACUCUGUCUAAGCAUCAGACCGUGGCGCUGCCUCGGGACGGCCUGGACGACCAGGGCCUGACCAAGGACUACGCCAACUCCCCGCUCCAUCGCUUCAAGAAACCCGGCUCCAAGAAUUUCCAGAACAUCUUCCCGCCCUCUGCCACCCUCCAUCUCUCCAAUGUCCCACAAGAUGUGACCGAGGAGGAUCUGCGGCUGCUCUUCUCAAAUGCUGGAGGAACUGUGAAAGCAUUCAAGUUUUUCCAGGAUCGUAAAAUGGCUCUGAUCCAGAUGUCCACCGUAGAGGAGGCCAUCCAGGCUCUGAUUGACCUUCACAACUACAACAUGGGGGGAAACCAGCACCUUCGAGUCUCCUUUUCAAAGUCCACCAUUUAAAGUAGAGGGAAAAACAAAGAAAUGUAACCCACAGUCCUGGAGCUGGCAGUCAGAAACCUUACACACUGCGUCUGUAGCAUGUGGGGGGGGGGUCUGCCAUAUGGAGUGAAUCAGUUAUAUUGUCGGGGUUUAGUUGAUCCUGCCAUUCCUUGAAAAAGAGACAGACAUUCUUGAAUAUAAAAAAAGAAGCAGAAAACAAUUGUGUUUUGCAGAUACUGGUUCCUCCCAUCUAUUCUUAACCAUACCUCUGAUUCUAUGUCAGGACAAAAUAUUGACAUGAUUGAUUGUGUCUUCUCCCCAGCCCCCCCAACACACACACAACGUAUGAUAGUUUGAUGUCAAUCAGUGUUUAACUCUAUUUAGUUGAAAAGAUACAGUACUUAUGUGCCUUACUUGACAAAAUCUACAGUUUCUACAGCUGGACAUGUUCAUUAACUACCCUCCUAUGCUUUUGAGGCACAUUGGUAUAUAUUUUUGAGGGUCAGUGAGAAUUUAAGCGGUUUGUCCUCUGAACAGAUUUCUUUUUUUCAUAACGUCUCAAAUAAUAUUCCUGAGGCAAAAUGUAAGCUUCUCUUUGAAUUCCAUUAUUCCCCCCAGUUAUGAACUUUCCCAAAGUGGCUAGGAAUGUCUUUAUCUGUGCUCAUCUAUUCCAGCAGGUGUUUAUUUUCAGUGACGGCGGUUGUCUAAAGCAUGAAUGUUUGACUUCAGAAGCGUUGCAUGCUGGUGACCAGUGAGAAUCUGAAUCCACUGUGAUUUCUUUGUCAUGUGACAGUUUACAUCGAGAGGGCUACUCAGUUGGACCAAAGUUUCUGUGCCUUUUUUAGUGUUCCUUUAAUUCGUUUGAACUAAAAAAACAACAAAAAAAGGAUUAGAACCCACUGAUGCCCAGAACUUUAAGCGGCAAGUUAAUUCCCCAAAAAUGUUUUAAACUACCCAACUCUGACUUCAGGUUGUUCCUGAGAAGUAAUACUUGUGUAUUUUGAUUUUAUACUAAUUCUGAUUUUAUACAGUUCAUAAUGUAAGAAUUUGGUAUAGUUCUGAAGAGGCACAAUUAAAGGAUGACUUAUGUUCGAACAAGGGGAGGUGUGCCUUGGUUUCCUGCUUUUUUCUUUUAGUUUUCCCUCUCAUGGUCUCUCUUGUGUAUUCUGCAUUAGGUCUGUAGCAUGCUUAAUAAACUAUUCUGUAGCUCCGCAUUCA
This is a messenger RNA of Pungitius pungitius (ninespine stickleback), 2882 nucleotides long. RefSeq names its product polypyrimidine tract-binding protein 2-like. Bases 129 to 1685 code for a protein of 518 amino acids. Gene Ontology annotation, molecular function: mRNA binding. Lineage: Eukaryota; Metazoa; Chordata; Actinopteri; Perciformes; Gasterosteidae. The transcript has 14 exons. Gene Ontology annotation, cellular component: nucleus. Gene Ontology annotation, biological process: mRNA processing; regulation of RNA splicing. The record is from RefSeq and is a predicted model, not a curated record.